Salvia splendens (bonfire salvia) is the source of this 1115-nucleotide messenger RNA. RefSeq names its product NDR1/HIN1-like protein 26. Bases 140 to 913 code for a protein of 257 amino acids. Gene Ontology annotation, cellular component: plasma membrane. The record is from RefSeq and is a predicted model, not a curated record. The transcript has a single exon. Lineage: Eukaryota; Viridiplantae; Streptophyta; Magnoliopsida; Lamiales; Lamiaceae. Gene Ontology annotation, biological process: defense response to other organism.
AACCACAGUUUCUCCAACAACUCGCCACCAUUCCCUCUCUCUCUCUCUCUCUCUCUCUCUAGAAAGUUGAAACACAUUUUCUUUUCUUCCCCAAAUCUCUCACAUCAAUCCUAGUUUUCAGUGUCCAUCUCUCUCAAACAUGACUGACAGAGUGUACCCCUCAAGCAAGCCCAACCCCACCGCCGCGCCACCUCUCCCCAACCCCCCUUCCAAAUUCCGCCACCCCUACCGUCCCACCCCCUCCUCCCGCCGCCAACCCCUCCAAAAAAACCCCAAAUUGAGCUGCCGCCGCUGCUGCUGCCUCCUCUGCUUCUGGUCAAUCCUCCUCCUCACCCUCACCCUCCUCGCCGCCGCCAUCGGCGCCGCCGCCUUCUACGCCCUCUACCACCCCCACCGCCCCCAAUUCUCCGUCACCUCCCUCAAAAUCUCCGCCUUCAACCUCUCCACCACCCCCGCCGACGACUCCACCCACCUCACCGCCAAAAUCAACCUCACCCUCUCCGCCAAAAACCCCAACAAGAAAUUCCUCUUCUCCUACGCCCCAAUCUCCAUCUCCGUCCAAUCCAACUCCAUCACCAUCGCCAACAACACCUACCCCGCCUUCAACAGCUCCGCCUCCGCCAUCUCCCUCAUCCACACCUCCACCCCGCCCCGCACCCAGCUCCUCGACGCUGAUUCUCUCAAUUACAUCAACUCGGAUCUCAAGCGGGGCGCCCUUCCGGUUCGGAUCCUGCUGGAUACAACCGUCGUCGUCAAAAUGGAUAAGAUCAAGACGAAGAGGUUCGGGAUUAGAGUGACGUGUGAUGGGAUUCACGGAAUCUUGCCCAAGGGUAAAACCGUCUUUCCGGCCAAGACCACCGACGCUGAAUGUGAGGUUGAUCUCAGAAUCAAGAUCUUCAAAUGGACAUUUUGAUUUUUUUCAUUUUAACUAAUCGCAUUUUAUUUAUUUUUAAAUGUGGAUCGGUGCCUCUCUUUUUAAUACUUAUGCUAUUUUUUUGGGAAUACAAUGCGGGUUACUUUUGGUAUUAGUGGGGAGUAAAGGGAUGUAUCUGUAUGUAAUUCUUUUUAUUGCAUUAUAUUUUACUACUAAUAGAUGAGAGUGGAUUUAUACGAUA